Molecule: messenger RNA, 1668 nt
Organism: Naegleria gruberi
Lineage: Eukaryota; Heterolobosea; Eutetramitea; Acrasida; Naegleriidae
Exons: 1
Coding region: 1-1668 (555 amino acids)
Source: RefSeq, a predicted model, not a curated record
AUGUGUUCACGUCGAUACACUUGUUCCAUUUGUAAUAGUCCUCCAUGUGCUCACGGAAACUACUCCCUCUGUUUAAUUCAUUGUUGGCCACAAUUGAAAUGUGUUCGGUGUCAUCGUUUAGUGAGCGAGUUGAUUCAUAAAUUGAUUUUCUAUUAUUUUCAUAGUAGGAGAAGAAGAAGGAAUCGAAUGGGAAAUGCAGAAGAAGUGGUUGAUGAUCAUGAUCAAGAAUUAUUGAAAAUAAUUGAUGAUGAAUUGGCACAAAUCAAUCAGCAAUCUAACAUGUAUGAUAUUGUGAGUGAAAAUUGGUUGUCAAUGGAGAAGGUUUUUCUAGAAACUGCAUUUCUAAAUAGAUAUACAAAUGCAGAGGAAUGGAGAAUGGCAUUAAACGUGCUGCAUAAUUAUUUCAAUUUAAAUGAAAACAGUUUGAAAUUGCUAACCUUGGAAAAGUUUAAAAAGGAAACCAAUGAAUUAUUGGUCGAUUUUCUGAAAGAGAAACUUGACGAGCUCAUGUAUUUGUUUGCACCCGACGAAAAGAUUGUUAUUUGUAUUGAGUGUGUGGAAGAGGAAAUUUCCAAUAGAAUUACCGAAAUGAGUGAAAAGAAACCAGAGAAUCAUGCAGUGAGAUUAGUGAAAGAGUAUUCAGUUGGGCCAGAGUGGCUAAUUGAUGAUUUAAUGGGACAUGUCCUUUCCUUUCUAGUGUUUCCAAGAGAUUUUCCCUCAAUUUCUUUGACUUGUAAGAGAUUCUACUAUUUUCUUCAUUAUUCUACGAAUUUCUCAUGGCUUAGCAACUUGACAAUGCCAAAUAGAGGCGAGAUUGCAAUUCUUAGAUUGGCUCCAUAUGAUAAGAUGCACACUUUUAUGGAGAAAAUAUUCAAGACAUAUCAUGGAUUUAGAAGCCUUUCGUCCAUUUCUAAAAUUUACAAUCUAUUCCACGAAUGUUCUGAUAGAGUUACCAAUACCAUGUUCAUUCAUCAUUUGAUGAAGUCGGAAAACAAAUUCAAAUGUAAUCUUGACACUAUUUCAAUUAAUACCUUUGGCUUUUUUGGAUUGGGAUUCGUUUCUUAUUACUGGCUACUGAAGAGAACUAAAGAAAUUCCUCUCAAAUAUUUAACAAUUGAAAGUGAUGCCUAUACCAAAUCAUUUGGAAUGUUAAUGAUUUUAAAGAAUGCUCACCUAAUAUUCGAUCCUUCCAAUAGUGAAGUUAAUGUGAGAGCCUAUUCUAGCUCCAAUUUUAUCGAGUUGAAAUCUCUCGAUUUUUUGAAUAAUUCACUUGAUUUAACAGAGACGGGAUUACAAACAAUGGUAAUCAAUUUCCAAACAACUUUACCAGGAGUUGAAAAUCAAUAUGUUGGCUACGUUUCACAUUAUCAACUGUUCAACAUUGAUUCAGAUUCUGAAAAGAUCAUUCCAUUGUUGAGAGAUGAUUUGAUUAUUAAUAUGGUUUGGGUUCAUGUUUACCAGUCAAACAUUAUCUCAUUAUUGAGAAUGAUGGAAGAUAGAGGUUUUGAUAUCAAAGUAAUUGUUCUAGAUGCCACAUGUUUCAAUUCUUGUAGUCAGAACGAACGCGAAGAGUUAUUAACUUUGAAAACUCGAGUUGAAGUAGGAAAGUCACAUGCAGUCCACUAUCCUCCUACUGAAAGGUGGGACCUUAAAAGUGUGAUUCAGUAA